Molecule: messenger RNA, 628 nt
Organism: Astyanax mexicanus (Mexican tetra)
Lineage: Eukaryota; Metazoa; Chordata; Actinopteri; Characiformes; Acestrorhamphidae
Product: low affinity immunoglobulin epsilon Fc receptor-like
Exons: 2
Coding region: 1-378 (125 amino acids)
Source: RefSeq, a predicted model, not a curated record
AUGAGAGUAAAUGAACUGAUCUUGAUCCAGGAGAAUCUGAGCUGGAAAGGAGCUCUGAGAUACUGCAGAGAGAAUCAUGUGGACCUGGUCUCAGUUCACUCUGAGGAGAUCCAGCUCUGGGUGGAGGAUGUGGCUCAGAAAGCCUCCACUGAUCAUGUGUGGCUGGGUCUGCGUCACACCUGCACUCAGGGAUUCUGGUUCUGGACGAGUGGGUUUUCCGUCUGCUAUGAUAACUGGGCUCCAGGUAACGGGACAGAAGGAGAAGACUGCAGUCCUGUAGAGAGAACCGGAGCGGUGCAGGCUAGAGGAGAUCAGCAGUGGGUCAGCCUGCCUGAGAACCAGACUCUCAACUUCAUCUGCAUCAGAUAUGAAGGUUAGAUUUAGUGUUUAUGUGUGAUUUGUACAAAAUGUGCAAAUAGACACGACAUAAAAUCUUAAUUAUUCAUUAUUUUUCCCAGGUAGAAAUCAGGUGUGUAGAAUUUUGUUGCCCAGAAUCAGCAGCUUAACAGCUUUACCACAUUCUCUGUAUAUUAGCUUAAAGUAGUGCUUUAUACUGUAUGUACUGUAACUGUUAAGAUUAAAUGCAUUUCCUUGUUUCAUAUUUGUGCCUCUUUACCUUUUUCUAAUG